Messenger RNA from Limanda limanda (common dab), 1821 nucleotides. It is a transcript of the gene kcnc2, whose product is annotated as potassium voltage-gated channel, Shaw-related subfamily, member 2. Gene Ontology annotation, biological process: protein homooligomerization; potassium ion transmembrane transport. Bases 1 to 1821 code for a protein of 606 amino acids. Gene Ontology annotation, cellular component: neuronal cell body membrane; dendrite membrane; voltage-gated potassium channel complex. Gene Ontology annotation, molecular function: protein binding; delayed rectifier potassium channel activity. Lineage: Eukaryota; Metazoa; Chordata; Actinopteri; Pleuronectiformes; Pleuronectidae. The record is from RefSeq and is a predicted model, not a curated record. The transcript has 5 exons.
AUGGGCAAGUUUGACGACACCGAGAGGAUAAUCCUCAACGUCGGCGGCACCCGGCACGAGACGUACAAGAGCACCCUGAAGACCCUUCCGGGGACGCGCCUGGCGCUGCUCGCCUCCGACUCGGACCUGGACUCCGUGCUGGACCAGCUGCAACAAGUCCCCGGCUUCCUCGAGUACAACGCGCGCACCAACGAGUACUUCUUCGACCGCCACCCGGGCGUGUUCGCCUACGUGCUCAACUACUACCGCACCGGGAAGCUCCACUGCCCGGCGGAUGUGUGCGGACCGCUGUUCGAGGAGGAGCUCUCCUUCUGGGGCAUCGAUGAGACGGACGUGGAGCCCUGCUGCUGGAUGACCUACCGGCAGCACCGGGACGCGGAGGAGGCGCUGGACGUGUUCGAGCUCAACGUGGACAACGGGGACGAGGACGACGAUAUAGCAAAGAGGCUCGGCAUCGAUGAGUUGGAUGCCGACGGUAACGUCAACCUGUGGAGGAAGUGGCAGCCGGUGAUCUGGAAUCUAUUCGAGGAUCCCUACUCCUCCAGGGCGGCGAGGUUUAUUGCCUUUGCAUCGUUGUUCUUCAUCCUGGUCUCCAUCACCACGUUCUGCCUGGAGACGCAUGAAGCUUUCAACACCAUAAUCAACAAAACGGAUCUGAUGCGGAACAGCAGUGGGCCGGACUUGGGCCCUCAGUACGAGAUUGAAACGGAUCCUGCGCUCACCUAUGUGGAGGGUGUUUGCGUCUUUUGGUUCACGAUUGAGUUCCUGGUGCGUGUGACAUUCUGCCCGGUCAAGUUGGAGUUUGUUAAAAGUGUCCUCAACAUCAUUGACUUUGUGGCUAUCCUGCCUUUCUACCUAGAGGUAGGGCUGAGUGGCCUUUCUUCAAAGGCCGCCAAGGAUGUGUUGGGUUUCCUCAGGGUGGUGCGCUUUGUCCGUAUCCUGCGUAUCUUCAAGCUCACACGUCAUUUUGUGGGGCUAAGGGUGUUGGGCCACACUUUACGUGCCAGCACCAAUGAAUUCUUGCUGCUCAUCAUUUUCCUGGCAUUGGGAGUGUUAAUCUUUGCCACCAUGAUUUACUAUGCCGAACGAAUCGGCGCCAGGCCCAACGACCCUACUGCUGCCAACCACACCAAGUUCAAGAACAUCCCCAUUGGCUUCUGGUGGGCUGUGGUGACUAUGACUACACUGGGAUAUGGCGACAUGUAUCCAGAGACCUGGUCAGGCAUGGUGGUGGGGGCAUUAUGUGCUUUGGCUGGCGUGCUGACGAUAGCCAUGCCUGUGCCGGUUAUCGUCAAUAACUUUGGGAUGUACUACUCUUUGGCCAUGGCCAAGCAGAAGCUCCCCAAAAAGAGGAAGAAACACAUCCCUCAGGCAGUGCAGGGGGGGUCCCCCAGCUACUGCAAAGCUGAUCUCAACACCACCUGCAACAGCACUCAAGGUGACCUGUGCCACGUCCAAGGGACCAGGGUACUAGAACCCUCAGGGGAAUCCAUAAGGGAACUCAUCUCAGUUCUGUCGGCAGACUGCAGCAGUGACCUGACCAUGUCUCCAGAGGAGAGUGUUCCCAUGCGAAGGUCGAGCACCAGGGAACAGGACCAUCGGGGCGGGGGAACGUGCUUCCUGCUCUCUGCUAGUGACUACACCUGCCCUUCAGACGGAAGUAUGAGAAAAACAGGCUCUGAGAAAUCCCGGAGUUUAAACAACAUAGCGGGCAUGACUGGCAUGGCUGGUAACACCCUGAGGUUGUCUCCCGUGACCUCGCCCUACGGAUCGCCCUGCCCUCUGCGCCGCUCUCGCUCCCCUAUCCCCUCCAUCCUGUGA